Messenger RNA from Chelonus insularis, 785 nucleotides. RefSeq names its product high mobility group B protein 2-like. The coding region runs from base 95 to 709 and encodes 204 amino acids. The transcript has 3 exons. Lineage: Eukaryota; Metazoa; Arthropoda; Insecta; Hymenoptera; Braconidae. The record is from RefSeq and is a predicted model, not a curated record.
GCAAGAGAUAAAAAUGUUUCAAAAUAAAUUUUUUCUAUAAAAAUGUCAUAAAAUUGAUGAAAAUUCAAGAGGAAAUUAUAUUAAGCGGUAAAUUAUGGAACAGCCUAUACAAUCAGGAAGUGAUGACGAGCCUGAAAGUAACAAUGACCUCAAUGAACCAGUAAAUCAAUCACAGCAACAAGACGGACAGGAGAUAACAGGGUAUAACUCAUCUAGUGAAGCUGGUCAAUCACAGUCGAGUUUGGUUGGGAGUAAUAAUGAGCCAAGAUCGCGGUCAAGAUCGCCUAAGGAUUCAACAAAUCCAAAUUGGAAAAGUGCAAAUGCCUUUAUAAAUUAUAUGCAUGAUUACAAACAGAAACAUCUAGAAUAUCCGGAAAAAACGAGUGGAUCAAACCUUUUCCGACUUGCUGGUGAAAAAUGGAGAUUAAUGUCACAAGAAGAAAAACAACCUUACAUCGAAGGUGCAGCUUGGGUGCGAAAACAAAAAGCCUCAAACUCGCGGAAUGGAAAAGUUAAAACAACUGUAAGAUGGAAAAGAUCAGAAAAAGAUAAAAAAGAUGACUCUUCAUCGAGUAAUACCACGAAGAAUCAAGAUACAAAAAAGAAAGGUCGAAAACGAAAGAAACAACCAGGGAUCUAUGUACAAGUCACAGAUUCAGAUGAAGAAUCAAACUCUGAUGAGAACAAAUCUAGUGACGUUAGUUCAUAACUUCUCCAUUUUAUUAUAACCAGUUGUUAUAUGUUAAAAUUAACUUAAACUUAUAUAAAUAUAAAUUAAUAUCAUA